UUGAUGGCGAUGACUGAGCGUGCGGGAACAUUUCUUUCCGGUUCCUGUCAAGCUUUCGUAUCCUAUGUUUUUUUAAAGUGCACGACCUUUGAUUCGCAAGAAAUAUUGCUUGCCACUACGUGAUUCCAUUCCUUUGAAAAUAAAAGUGCCGCCUGGUGAAUGCGUGUUUACAGGAAGGUUUAUAUUUGCGAGGUGGUAAUGAAAGCUGUGCUUCGCCGCCGGAAAAAAAUCUGCUGCUCCGUCUACGGCGAGUCAGUCGUGUCCUUCGCCGGGACCGGUUCGCAACGUGUGAUGGCGCCUGUGCGAGUGGCCUUGCUUCUGCUUUGCCUGGGACACGCGUCGGCGGCUUCUUGCCAGGAUACGGACUACCUAGGGACAUGCACUUCCAACUGCGGCAGCUACAAGUUCUUUGUGUGCAGCAACGUUCACAGGGUGAGCGAUUAUUAUCACUAUGUUCAGCAGGCACUGCACUACCCGAAUCUUUGGUUCGUCCUCAAAGACAGUCAUUUGGACUACUACCCGGCGGGAUCGUUUACCGAUGGCAACUUAACCGUAAUUGAGUUCCGAAACGCCCGGGUCAACAGCUUCACGCAGUUUGACAAGGGACCGAACCCGUUCCUUGGCGCCGAGCAGACUGUGAAAGCUAUUGUAUUUCGUGAGGACAGUAGCCUGCCGGGCAGCUGGGCACUCUUUAGCAGGCUUGCCAAGUUGACCAAGGUUGAAUUCCGGGACAUGGCGCAUCUAGAGCUAACCAGCGACUUCAACCUGCUGCCAGCGAGUGUGGAGAAAGUAUACAUAUACAACUCCAGCAUCGGCUACGUGCACCCUGGAUGGCUCUCCCAGCUGAAUGCUCUCAGAGUGGUCAUCAUACGCGACACAAAUCUGAACCAGUUCGUCCGGUCCAUGCUGCCUCGACCGGCGCCCUUGCUCAAGGAACUGGAUCUUGAAAGGAACGCCCUGACUGGUCUUCCGGUGGAUAUUGGUGAGGAGGUGCCCAUGCUCGAGUUUCUCAAUGUAGGACGCAACAAAAUUACCACCUUGGACGAGCGAAGUCUGGCUCCCCUGAGACGAAACGGAACCUACGUGUACCUUUUUGGAAACCCGCUUCGGUGUGACUGCCACCUAAAAUUCCUGGUGGAGUACGAGGAGAGCUGGACGUACUCGGAGUGCGCCCUGCCUGAAAACCUCAGGGGUCGCUACUUUGGAACUCUCAGCGCAGAGGAAAUGACGUGCGACUAGAGUAGCGAGUUUUUAUGGACAGGCCUACACCCACGAGAUUGGCGGUGUGGCAAUUUCGUCCCUCACUUUAUGGAAAAAUUGUUUUUUUUUUAAGUAAAUGCCUAUCAAGUGGUAACUC
Dermacentor andersoni is the source of this 1357-nucleotide messenger RNA. RefSeq lists its product as uncharacterized. Gene Ontology annotation, molecular function: protein binding. Gene Ontology annotation, cellular component: plasma membrane. The record is from RefSeq and is a predicted model, not a curated record. NCBI's taxonomy places the organism in Eukaryota, Metazoa, Arthropoda, Arachnida, Ixodida, Ixodidae.